Tupaia belangeri chinensis (Chinese tree shrew) is the source of this 1676-nucleotide messenger RNA. It is a transcript of the gene HSD17B11, whose product is annotated as hydroxysteroid 17-beta dehydrogenase 11. Gene Ontology annotation, cellular component: lipid droplet. The coding region runs from base 119 to 1021 and encodes 300 amino acids. Gene Ontology annotation, molecular function: steroid dehydrogenase activity; oxidoreductase activity, acting on the CH-OH group of donors, NAD or NADP as acceptor. The record is from RefSeq and is a predicted model, not a curated record. Lineage: Eukaryota; Metazoa; Chordata; Mammalia; Scandentia; Tupaiidae. The transcript has 7 exons.
UGAAGGAUCUCUUCCUUCUGUGCAUUUACUCUCCGGGGUGUUGGAUCGGUCACCCCGCUGCGGGCGUUUUAGAGAGGCUGGCCAAGGACAGCUCCCGGAGCUGGCGGCAAAGAACAGGAUGAAAUUCCUUCUGAACUGCCUCCUGCUUCUGCCCUACCUAAUCCUCUGCUCUUUAGAGUCUUUGGUGAAGCUUUUUAUUCCAAAGAAGAGAAAAUCGGUCUCCGGAGAAAUCGUGCUGAUUACGGGAGCUGGGCAUGGCAUUGGGAGACUGACUGCCUAUGAAUUUGCCAAACUUAAAAGCAAACUGGUUCUCUGGGAUAUAAAUAAGCAUGGAAUUGAGGAAACAGCCGCUGAAUGCAGGAAACUGGGGGCCAAGGCCCAUGCCUUUGUAGUCGACUGCAGUAACCGGGAAGACAUUUACAGCUCUGCAAAGAAGGUGAAGACGGAAAUUGGAGAUGUUAGUAUUUUAAUAAAUAAUGCUGGUGUAGUCUACACAUCAGAUUUGUUUGCUACACAAGAUCCUCAGAUCGAAAAGACUUUUGAAGUGAAUAUACUUGCACAUUUCUGGACUACAAAGGCAUUUCUCCCAGCGAUGAUGAAGAAUAAUCAUGGCCAUAUUGUUACCGUGGCUUCAGCAGCUGGACACACUGUGGUCCCCUUCUUAAUGGCUUACUGUUCAAGCAAAUUUGCUGCUGUUGGAUUUCACAGAGCUUUGACCGAUGAACUGGCUGCCCUAGAAAGAACUGGAAUCAAAACAACAUGUCUCUGUCCUAAUUUCAUAAACACUGGCUUCAUCAAAAACCCAAGAACCAGCUUGGGCCCCACUCUGGAACCUGAGCAAGUCGUAGACAAGCUGAUGAAUGGGAUCCUGACCGAGCAGAAAAUGAUUUUUGUUCCAUCUUCUAUAAAGCUUUUAACAUUAUUGGAAAGGAUCCUUCCUGAGCGUUUUCUGGUGAUCUUAAAACGGAAGAUCAACAUUAGGUUUGAUGCAGUCGUUGGAUAUAAAGUUAAAGGACACUAAGUGCCUGGUUUUCUUGAAAACUUGUUUACAAGGUUGAGAUUGAUCACAUCUACUAGAAUAUGAAUCUGAAUUUUAAUGUUGGCAUUUCUGCUUUUCCUAAUUACCUUUUUUUGUCUAUAUCACCUUUUGAGGCUCAGAUAGUUCUCAUUUAUAACCACCUAUUUUUUUAGCUGAAAGCUGAUUUCAUGUAAUACAAAUAGAAAAAUACCCUGGGAGCUGGCCCUAUGGACAACGUGAUGGAAGGACAAAAAUAAUUUUAUUAUAGUAUUUCCAUGAUUUUGUGGCUUAUCUGAAAGCUUUGCAAAAUUUGAACUAUACAUGUUUGUUUAUGAUAUAUUUUUAUUUUUAAUUACACAUAAAUUUUAUAUAAUUCACAUGUUUUCUUUUCUUUUCUUUUUUUUUUUUUUGACAUAAAAUCUUCAGCCUCUCUAAAUGUAUUGAAAUACUGUAUGGAGUGGCAUUUCACACUGAAUGUCAUCAGGUCGCCGACAUUUCAUCCACACACCACUGCUCUGUUCCCUGAGAGAUACCUCACACACCAGUGCCAAACAUUUCAGCACAGAGAGACUAGAGACGAACACACACCAUUGGGACUUAGGUAGAGAUUUGGGAGAAUACCCACAAAUGGCAAUAAUAAAAAUGGAUCAAACUUAAA